Messenger RNA from Puma concolor (puma), 2487 nucleotides. Lineage: Eukaryota; Metazoa; Chordata; Mammalia; Carnivora; Felidae. The record is from RefSeq and is a predicted model, not a curated record.
UCCCAGGCUGGGGAGAUGCUCCGGUGCCUGCCUUUGGAGGCCGAGGAAGGGGCAGACUCAGAAGAGCAGGAGGACAGCUCCCCAGAAGAGUCGAAAGAAAUCGUCACCCUGGUUUUCAUGAGCGAGAACGCUGGGGUACCAGAGAGGCUUCAGAAUGCCCCGCAGCAAGGCAAGAAGAAGAGGAAGAAAAAAAGAUGAUUGGUGAUCAAUCUCUCCACCUGCCGAUACGAGAGCGUGCGUAGGGCUGCCCAGCAGUAUGGCCUUCGAGAGGGAGGGGAAACCAAUGACUGGACUCUCUACUGGACAGACUACUCAGUGUCGCUGGAGAGGGUGAUGGAAAUGAAAAGUUACCAGAAAAUAAAUCACUUCCCUGGGAUGAGUGAAAUCUGCCGAAAGGACUUGCUGGCCAGAAAUAUGAGCCGCAUGUUAAAGAUGUUCCCUAAGGAUUUCCUCUUCUUCCCUAGGACCUGGUGUCUUCCUGCUGACUGGGGAGAUUUGCAGAACUACAGCAGGUCAAGAAAAAAUAAGACGUACAUUUGUAAGCCGGAUUCGGGCUGCCAAGGGAGAGGUAUAUUCAUCACCCGGACGGUGAAAGAUAUCAAGCCAGGCGAGGAUAUGAUCUGUCAACUCUAUAUUUCAAAGCCCUUUAUCAUUGAUGGGUUCAAGUUUGACCUGCGGAUUUACGUGCUGAUGACGUCCUGUGACCCCCUCCGGAUUUUUGCGUACAACGAAGGGCUAGCGCGCUUCGCCACCACUUCCUACUCCCACCCCUGCGCAGACAACCUGGAUGACAUCUGCAUGCACCUGACUAACUAUUCCAUCAAUAAGCACAGCUCCAAUUUUGUUCGAGAUGCUCAGGCCGGGAGCAAGAGGAAGCUCUCCACCUUCAGUGUGUACAUGGAGAGCCACGGCUACAACACGGAGCAGGUCUGGAGAGAUAUCGAGGACGUCAUCAUCAAGACGAUCAUCUCCGCCCACCCCAUCAUCAAGCAUAACUACCACACCUGCUUCCCCAACCACACACUCAACAGCGCCUGCUUUGAAAUCCUGGGCUUUGACAUUUUGCUGGACCACAAACUCAAGCCCUGGCUGCUGGAGGUCAACCAUUCUCCGAGCUUCUCCACCGACUCCUGGCUGGAUAAAGAGGUGAAAGACAGUCUGCUAUAUGACACUUUGGUCCUGAUCAACCUGGGAAGCUGUGACAAAAAGAAAGUCUUGGAGGAGGAGAGACAACGGGGGCAGUUCCUGCAAAAAUGUCGUUCUCGGCAGACCAGGAUCGAGGAGGUCAAGGGUUUCCAGGCUGUGUGGUUAGAGAAAACUGAGAAGUACGAGAAGGAAAACUGUGGAGGGUUCCGCCUGAUUUAUCCUACUCUGAAUGCGGAGAAGUAUGAGAAGUUUUUCCAGGGAAACAACUCUCUCUUCCAGAAUACUGUUGCCUCCAGGGCUCGGGAGGUGUAUGCCCGGCAGCUGAUCCAGGAGCUGAGACUCAAACAGGAGAAAAAAUCCUUCCAAACGAAAGAGAAGAAGGCAGAGACGCAGGGGGAGUCGGCCGGCGAGCGAGCGAGGGGCAAGAGCGCGAGGAGCUGGCCACAGAAACCACAGCAGGAACACAAGGCCACGGCCCCCGUCUCCAGACAAAAUCUCCAGCCAUUGACGUUAGUGUCCUGCACACCUGAGUUGCUCUUGAGUGUCAGAGAUGCAAAGACAAAUGAGACAGACAGCAGCCUCGCCCCGGAGGCCCCCACAAAAGAGGCCGGCCCUGCACGGCGGCACACCUCUGCACCUGACCUGAGGCACUCGAGCCUUCUCGGCUGCCCGGGGCUGGAGCUCGGUAACCCCCUCUCCAGAAUCAAGGAGGUCAAGUCCGCCUCCGCAGUGAACAUAUUCACCAGCACUGAGCCCUUAACCUCAGUGGAAACCUCCCCAGAUUCCACCACCCAGGACUCAGACUCCCCAGAGUCUCUGCCUAGCAUGACCGCGAAAACCAGCUCUGAGUGCAGUAGCCCCAAGACGGUCUCCUUGAAAUACAGGCAGCACCACAUCUCCCAGCACCUCCUCCAGGGGAAAAUCUCGAAAAUUUCUCUGCCGACAAAUUCCCAGAGCUUCUUAGGAAAUCUGAACCAGAGCUGGGCUUCGCCGAAGAGUGACGCGAGGAAGCAGAGUCUGAUGUCUGAGCUAUUCACCAAGGUUCCCCUGAGGGAGAAGCUCUCCCUGUUCCCAGCUCACGACAACCCAAAGCUGGUGCUGAGUAACAAGUCACAAAACCACUCCCUGCCCUGGGAGUGCUGCUGGGGCGGCCAAAGCUCUGGCAGGAAGAGGCGGCUGCACGUGUCCUCCCUUGUCCUCCUGCACCAUCGUCCGAGCUACAAUGUUUCUCUGAAGGAUCUGCUGGUGGUCGCCACCCCAGCCCGACUGGAUCCGAGGCCUGGCCGAAGCCACGGGGGAAGCGUACAGUCACUGCCCGAUCGCUGGCCCAAGAGGAUGUGA